CAUCAAAUCGAUACCCGCAGCGCGCAGCAAAUUCCCCAAAACGCAAGCAAAACCAGGCUAAUUAAUCAAGCAAGCACCGAAACCCCACUUUCUCAUUCCUCUCCGAAAAAAAAAGAUGCACAUAAAUCUCUUUUAUUGGUAGUCCUCUCUCUCGCGAGGCGCCACUCUCUCACUCUGCGCCGAGCUUCCGUUGCUCCGCCGGACCACCACACCGUUCUCGAUCUCAGAAAACUCUAAACAAUUUCGUUCCGGGGGCAAAAAAACCCUAAACACUUACUCACAUGAACGAUGAAGAGUCUACUGCGCUCGUCGAGGGAGCAAUUGAGUGGGAAAAUUCUGACGGCGAGCUAGGGUUUCGAAACCCAAAACGUAAGUUGAAGGGUUCCAAGAAGAUGGGCGACGGGAUCGAGAAAGGAUGCAAGAGGAAAUCUAUGGCCUCGCUUGAAGCUGGAGCCGAAUCGGAUGAUGAGGCUCUGCCGAUUGGAUCUCUGUUCAAGAAGAAGGCCAGGGUUGCGAAAAAGGCAAAAGCUUUGGGUUUGGAGAUUAGGGUAGACACAGAGAAGGAAAACCCUAGGGCUGAGGAGAAGGUGGAUUCAGGGGAAUUGGGGGAUACAUUGGCUAGCUUUAGGAAGAGGUUGAAAGGGCCGAGAAAGCUUAAGGAUGUGGCUGGUGAUGGAUCUGAUAGCCCUAGGGAUUCCGAGGUCAAGAGGUCGUGGCUGGGGUCGGGCAUGAAGACCCAGAAGAAGGGGAUUUUGGACGCAGAUGAUUCACUGUUUGCCUUUAUUCGAAAGGCUCAAUCUGCAUCGGGAAGGAAAUCACGGUUAGGGUCUAAUCAGAAGAAGCAUGUUAAAGAAGCUCCAAGCAACGGUGAUGGGUUGGAGGAAAGCUUUGAUAGGGUUUCAAAUGGAUCUUCAUUGCCAUUGCUUGCUUCUGAUGGGAUACAUCAGAGUAAUGUAGGUCAUCGACAAGGUAGGAAGCCUCGUGAUGUUUUGGUUGUAGAGGAGAAAGUGGCUGAUGAUAGAAUCGAUGAAGUUUUGGAUUGGAAUGUUGAUGGGAGAUUGGGGAAUGUUGAUGGGAGAUUGGGGGAUGGGCUGGGGGAUUUUGGGAAAAGUCGAUCAUCUUCAAGUAGAAAAGGUAGGGCUAAUGUUCAAGAAUCUAUUAGAGUAUCAAGCCGAGCUUCUUAUACAAAAUCCAGAGGGUCAGAUUGUGGUAGUGUUGAUGAAGAUGGAGCUGCUAAUCUAAACCAAAAUUAUACUGAGGAUGUGCUGCCUCACCAAAACAAAGAGGAGUUACAAUCAUUGGAGGACGGUUUGAAACAUUGCUCCAAUGGGAAAAGGAGUAAAUCAGCGCAGGAAGAUAAUGAUUUAUCCAUGAAUGAUUCUGAUCGUGGAGAGAAAAUUGAUUACGUAGAGCUGAAGGUUGAAGAUAUAACUGAAAACCAUGCGACAAGGUCAUCACCGUUGAAGGAUGCAAUGAGGAAACGUUCUAAGGGCAACUGUGUUCUACAUCAAAACCUAUGUUUUGCAGGGCCACUUGAGAUGUCAGAGGAACCUCAGAUAAAUCCUCCUUCUACAAUGCAGAUAAAAGAAGUUUCAGAGUCUGUCUGUGAUUACCAGUUGAAUGCAUAUUGCUCAUCAACUCAAAAUGAGAACACUGAUGUGAACAAUGAAUACCCAAACUUACCUUCAGAGGAGGCAUUUGAAAAGUUGUAUGCUCAUUCUGAGAAACUGUCAUCUGUUUCCGAAAGAAAUCUGACAGAGCAAAUUGAAGGAUCUUGUGAACCAUCAAAGUGGUCUCCUGAGAUGUUUAAGGCUUCUGUCCCUUCUUCCCUUGAUGAGAACUCGCAGUCUGUUGUACCAAAUCAAGCAGCUACUAUUUCAGGUGCCCCUGAUGGACUCAAUGAGCUAUCUAAUGGUCAAGUUUUCUCCAUGACUCGCCAUGGUGGCAAUGAAGAUAUUCAGAAAGAGAUUGAUUGUUUGGAUAAACAGCGUAAAGAUGGUAUGGUGUGUGCUAAAUCUCCAUUGAGGACAUCCAAUGUGUGGGUGGAAGUGAAUUUGGGAUCUGUUUGUGGACUACCUCAAUCUUCAGUAAGAGAUUUGUUAGCUGUGCCUGACCAAGUCACUAGACGAUCAAACAUCUUGUCUGCUUUCAACUGCGACAGAUUAUCCACCUCUAGUGACUCAUUAAACCAAUUUGUACAAGGGACGUCAUCACUAAAUAAACCUUUUGAUGAUGUUUUUGAGGAGCCCUCUUCUACUGCAGUUAAAGAGCUUGUAACGAAUAAGGACAAUGACACAUCAGAAACCCGACAACUUGAUGUAGUGGUAAUGUCUGACCUAGAAACUGCGGAUAGUCAAUCAAUGGUCCUCCGGCCAGUGCGCACAAAGAAGCAUAGGCAGAGCGAAAUGACACAUGAGGGAGAUGAUGACUGGGAAGUCCUUACGUAUCAGCGAGGAUUUCUUGCAGAUGUUUCAGUUGCUAAGGGUGACUGCUCUGUUAGAACAAAACAGAAGCCUAACUAUUCAUAUUUGCUGGGGGAAGCCCCUUUUGGAGAUACAGCAGCUGUAGCAGUGGGACUGAAGGUUUCUGCUGCCGGACCAAUCGAAAAAAUCAAAUUUAAGGAGGUCCUGAAACGCAAAGGUGGUCUACAGGAAUAUCUAAGUUGCAGGAAUUCAAUCUUAGAACUUUGGAGUAAAGAUGUAAAGCACGUAUUGCAUGCUGAAGACUGUGGUGUAUCUAGUAUUCCUGUUGAAGAUGAAUCCCCGCGGGAAUCUCUUGUUCGGGAAAUUUUUCUGUUUCUUGACAGCCACGGUUAUAUAAAUGCAGGAAUUGCUUCAGAACAGGAAAAGCCACAACCUGGUAAUUUGUUCCAGUCUGUGCUUUUGAAGGAAUCCAAUUCUAAGGAAACUACUGGCGAAACAGUUAGUUGUGUUGGUGAAUGCCCUCCAUUUCUUGCUCAGAAUACAGUAUCUCAAACAAUUGCCUUGAUGAAGGAUCCUACAUCUCUUGAGGUUCCCGAGGCUGCAUCAUUGCUUCAGACAGAUGGUGGUAAAAUUGGGAAGCUUACUGCACAAGGUGUAGAAUUAGAGUUAUCUGCACAGGUUAAAUCUGAAGACCAUGCAACUGAUAGCAUUGAAGUGGACAUGCAGCCUGUUUCAAUGUCGAUAAUACAAUUACCUAAUGGCAAUUCUGAUGAGAAUAAUGUGCGCAAUAGUGUGGAAAGCCAUACAAAUAGUGCAUAUCGUGACCAUGGGAUAUGCCCAAAUGGGAUUGAGAGGAGUAACGCUCAAGAACAAGGUAGUCUGUUUACACCCACUAUUCCUAGUACUGAUCCCAUUGCCAAUAGAGAUUUCGGGCCAAGUCCUUUUGAUUCUCUGAAGCCGAUGGAAGCCACCCAAAGUUCUCAUCAUCCAUUUCGUAGCGCUAUUAACAGACAAUCCUUUUCAGCAAAUUGCGAUACUUCUUGGGAAUUAGAUGAUCGCAAGAGAGUAAUCAUUGUUGGGGCUGGACCUGCUGGCUUAACAGCAGCACGGCAUUUGCAACGUCAAGGUUUUUCUGUCAUGGUGCUUGAGGCUCGAGAUAGGAUAGGUGGUCGUGUAUAUACUGAUAGGUCAUCGCUUUCAGUUCCUGUAGAUCUUGGUGCCAGCAUAAUUACUGGUGUCGAGGCUGAUGUUGCUACUGAAAGAAGGCCUGACCCCUCCUCUCUCAUAUGCAAUCAGUUAGGUCUUGAGUUGACAGUUUUGAACAGUGAUUGUCCUCUCUAUGACAUAAUCACAGGUCACAAAGUGCCUGCUGACUUGGAUGAAGCUCUGGAAGCAGAAUAUAAUAGUCUUCUUGAUGACAUGGUCCCAUUUAUUUCUAAAAAUGGUGAAAAUGCAAGGAAGAUGUCACUUGAGGAUGGAUUAGAAUAUGCUCUUAGGAGACGUCGUAUGGCUCUCUCCGCAUCAGCUGCUGCAGAACCUGAUCAUUCCACCUCAGUUUGUCAAACCAUAGAUGCUUGGCUUAGUGAUUCAGGUGAUAUUACAAUGUUAAAUGGCACGUAUGAUACUCUGAGAACAGAAGUAUUGAGUCCUCUUGAAAGGAGAGUAAUGGAUUGGCACUUUGCGAACUUGGAGUAUGGAUGUGCUGCUCUGCUCAAAGAAGUAUCUCUUCCAUUUUGGAAUCAGGAUGAUAUUUAUGGAGGAUUCGGUGGACCUCAUUGUAUGAUAAAAGGAGGUUACAGCACUGUGCUAGAAAGUUUAGCAAAGGGACUUAAUGUUCAUUUGAACCAUGUAGUUACUGAAGUUGCCUAUUGCAUGGAGUCUGAUGGAAGAGGCCAGCAGAAAAAUAAAGUGAAAGUAUGCACAUCAAAUCAGAGUUAUUUUGUUGGAGAUGCUGUCUUGAUCACUGUGCCACUCGGUUGUCUAAAGGCGAACACCAUUAAGUUCUCUCCAGUUCUUCCAGACUGGAAAGAGUCCUCCAUUAAGAGGCUUGGUUUUGGCGUGCUGAACAAAGUGGUCCUGGAGUUUCCUGAAGUUUUUUGGGAUGAUUCUGUAGAUUACUUUGGAGCUACUGCCGAAGAAACUGGUAGCAGAGGCCAAUGUUUUAUGUUCUGGAAUGUCAAAAAGACAGUUGGUGCACCUGUUCUUAUAGCACUUGUGGUUGGUAAGGCAGCUAUAGAUGGACAAACAAUGAGCAAGUCUGCUCAUGUGAAUCAUGCUCUGAAAGUUCUCCGUAAGCUUUUUGGUGAAUUUUCUGUACCUGAUCCAGUGGCAUCUGUUGUCACAAAUUGGGGUAUUGAUCCUUUUAGUAGGGGUGCAUACUCUUAUGUUGCUGUUGGAGCUUCAGGGGUUGACUAUGACAUUUUGGGGAAACCUGUUGAGAACUGUUUGUUUUUUGCUGGUGAAGCAACCUGCAAAGAGCAUCCAGAUACUGUUGGUGGUGCAAUGAUGAGUGGUCUUCGAGAAGCCGUACGUAUUAUUCACAUCUUAACCACUGGAAAUGAUUAUGCAGCAGAGAUUGAGGCUAUGGAAGCUAUACAGAGACAGUCAGAUAGCGGAAGGACUGAACUCAAGGAUAUGUCAAAAAGACUUGAAGCAUGCAAGUCCACCGAUAUUCUUCCUAAACACUUGUCAGAUGGAACACAUGCGUCGUUCCCUAAGGAAGCUUUACUGAGGGACAUGUUUCCCAAUGCAAAGACAACAUCUGGACGAUUACAUCUGGCUAAAGAAAUGUUACGUCUUCCUGUUGAAGCUCUUAAAUUAUUUGCUGGUACUAAAGAAGGGCUAAGUACACUCAAUUCUUGGAUACUUGAUUCUUUGGGGAAAAAUGCCACCCAGCUCUUACGUCAUUGUGUCCGUUUACUUGUCCUUGUGUCAACUGAUCUGCUGGCUGUUCGUUUAUCUGGCAUAGGAAAAACAGUAAAAGAGAAAGUCUGUGUGCAUACCAGUCGAGAUAUACGCGCUAUAGCAAGCCAGCUGGUCAACAUGUGGAUUGAAGUUUUUCGCAAGGAAAAGGCUACUAAUGGGGGGUUGAAAUUAUUGAAACAGACAGCAGCAUCAGAAUCCUCAAAGGGCCGACCCAAAGAUCAAAUUUCUGGACAGAUGCGUUUGGCUAGUGAUGUGGGAAACCAUUCUACGAGACCAAGUAUUAGAAAAACCGAUAGCAAGACAGUGAGGCUAGAAACUUUGAUAGACACAAAGUCUGAGGCUAACUCCUCAUGUUUUCAGAGUUCAAUUCAGGGCCAUGAUUCUAAGGUGGAAAGUGACGGGGUAAUGUCUGAGGAAGAAGCUGCAGCUUUUGCUGCAGCUGAAGCUGCCCGUGCUGCUCUUGCAGCUGCUGAGGCAUUUGCAUCUUCAGAAGCAGAGGUUGGUUCUUUGCGCGAACUUCCAAAGAUACCGUCAUUCCACAAGUUUGCUAGACGUGAACAAUAUGCGCAGAUGGAUGAUUCUGACUCCAGAAGAAGAUGGUCUGGUGGCAUUCUGGGGAGACAGGAUUGUAUAUCUGAAAUAGACUCCAGAAACUGCAGGGUUAAAAAUUGGUCUCUUGAUUUUACUGCUACUUGUGUCAAUAUUGACAACUCAAAGAUGUCCGGAGAUAAUUAUACACAGGGGAGUAACUCAAAUGAGAUGGGCCCAGUGAGUUACAGAGAGCAUUCAGGAGAAAGUGGUGCAAUGGACAGCAGAUUAACGAAGGCAUGGGUUGAUACAGAUACUGCUGGGAGUGGAGGUGUUAAGGAUUAUCUUGCCAUCGAGAGAUGGCAAUCACAAGCAAUGGAUGCAGAUGCUGAUUUUUACAGCCGUCUGCAUUUAAGAGAUGAAGAAGAUUCAAACAGAAGUUGUAGGCCGCCCACGGUAAAAGAUGGAAGACGGGCUGAAGAAAGUUCUGCUUCUCAAAUUGCAGAGAAGAAAUUAUUAACAGAAGGCAAUUCCAGGGGAGUUGAGCAUAUUAAACAAGGCAUUGUGGAUUAUGUGGCAUCCCUGCUUAUGCCUUUAUACAAAAAUAGGAAGAUCGAUAAAGAUGGUUACAAGUCAAUAAUGAAGAAAACUGCAACUAAGGUUAUGGAACAAUGUACAGAAGCAGAAAAAAGGUUGACCAUUCCUGAAUUUCUUGAUUUCAAACGGAAGAACAAGAUUCGAGCAUUUGUGGACAAAUUGAUUGAAAGGCACUUGGCAACGACUUCCAGUGUGAAGCGUUAAUGCUCCCGGGGGGUUGACUAGCAGCCAGUUUCAAUAACCCAAAUGCAUGGUAUUUGAUGAUGCCUACCUAAUUCAAGAUCUGAAGCAUUAUGAGCUCGUCUCAGCCGGUUGACAGUAACUCCAGAAAGUGACCAUCAACAUAAACCAUCUAUAUGCCCUUUUCUUGCUGUUUGCAGGUAAGGCACAUGAAGUUGCACCUGCGAAGAUGAUGCAGCAUAAGCUGUCAAGCCAAACAGUUCAUCCUUCAGUUGGAGCAGGACCGAUUAGCAUGGUUACAGCAAAGUUGUCAAAGAAUAUGCAUCUCGGUCACUGAAAGAAGACUCCUUUUAAGUUUUGGUGUUGUUUUCUUUCGAGUCCAUUGGGAUCUAAAGGGGAUGCUGAAGAGGUUAGAAACUUAAUCAAGAUGUAUAGACAUGAUAACCAGCUAGUCGUUUUGAAAUAGCAAUAGACAUCAUGUCAAUUUAAAGAUGAAUGAAUUGACAUGAAAUUGUUCUAUUUGUCCUCGAAGAACUUGUAAUUGUAGGUUACAGAUUGACCCUAUUCUUUGUUCAGGGAUCUCUUGCAUUGAUACUGAGUCAAGUUUUUAGUCUUUGUACAGUGUAUUUGGAAUAUUUUGAUAUCAAAGAGCUGACAUCCUUGUCUUAUAGCAAAA
Messenger RNA from Asparagus officinalis (garden asparagus), 7329 nucleotides. Its product is annotated as lysine-specific histone demethylase 1 homolog 3. NCBI's taxonomy places the organism in Eukaryota, Viridiplantae, Streptophyta, Magnoliopsida, Asparagales, Asparagaceae. The transcript is spliced from 10 exons. The record is from RefSeq and is a predicted model, not a curated record. Bases 282 to 6677 code for a protein of 2131 amino acids. Gene Ontology annotation, molecular function: protein binding; oxidoreductase activity.